Prorocentrum cordatum is the source of this 642-nucleotide messenger RNA. The record is from the annotation of a GenBank genome assembly. Lineage: Eukaryota; Dinophyceae; Prorocentrales; Prorocentraceae.
AUGGCCCUUCCGUCGCCCGUCGGGGCCUGGGCGCCCCGCUCUGGCCGAGGGCCGCGCGGUCCUGCUCUCGGGCCUGCCGCCGAGCCGUCGGGGAUGCAUUCGUCGGGUCUGGGUCGAUGGCCCCCCCUCCCCGCCUGGGCCAGCAUCCCCUCCUCAGUCGGCUCCCCUUCUGGCACCGGCCUGCCGCAGCCAGAGAGAGCCGGCAGCAUGGCCCGCACGCGUUCGGUCGCCCUGCCCUGCGCCGUGGUCGCGCUCGUGGCGUGCGCCGCCCUCCACCAGGCGUUCGUCGGGAUCCCCGGGGAAGCCGGGCUCUCCAAGGUCGCCCUCCGCGCGGAGCCCGUGGCGGCGGCGGCGGCGGCCGGCGGCGCGAAGGCGGUCGCGGGCGCGGCAGCGGCCGGCGGCGCCAAGGCUGCAGCGGCGGGGGCGGCGGGCGCGGCGGGCGGCAAGGCCGCGGGCCUCGGCGCCGCGGGCGCGGCCGGCGCCGCGGCGCUGGGAGGGAAGGGGACCAAGGAGUCGCCGGCGGCGGUGGCCGUCGCGAACCGCGAGAUCGACUUCUUGCCGGACACCUACGUGAACAUCAUGACGAUCGCCUUCUUCGGCUCCGUCCUCGCCAACAGCAACGGGUUCUUCGCCCCGUGGUAG